CGUGACUUCAUGCGGAAGAGUCUUUAUAAGUCAUAACAUAUCACAACCAAGGGUUAACGCGAUCGUUAUUCGCUAUUCGUUAUUAUUUCCCCAGUUUCAUUUUUAUCACGCCUCAUAUCAGUCCAGCAAUGGACGGGUCUGUCAGAACCUCCUCAGACGCUGCAUCUGAUCCCCCGCCUUAUUUUAGAGGGAAUGAAAGCUCCCUGGUUUCAGCUCUCAAGACGCUGCUGUUCUUCACCAUCCUCAUGGUCACUCUGCCCAUCGGCCUGUACUUCACAUCCAAGACGUACAUCUUUGAGGGUUCAAUGAAGAUGUCAAGCUCCGACAGCUACUUCUACGCAGCCAUCGUUGCAGUGCUGGCUGUGCAUGUGGUCCUGGCUCUAUUUGUUUAUGUGGCCUGGAAUGAAGGCACGCCUAAAGGGAAGGGCAAAUACGAUUAAGGCGUGUCCACAUUAGCUUGUAGGACUGGCGGGGACAGGCAAGCAGACAGACAGACGGGGCAUAGAUCCACAGUGCCCCCUCCCACCUCUUUCUCACACAAUGGGCUCCAGCACUAAACUCAUCACCAUCCAGUUAGCUGUUCUGCUUGGAGGCCCUACUGUUUUCAGGGGGUGCUGGAGGCUGUUAGGUGCGUUUUGUUUUGUUGUUGUUUUUUUCACCAGUCUCAGCCGGCCCGCUUUCUGUCUUUUGUUACUUUUAUUGACUGACGACAGCCACUAUUUAAAGAGGCCUUGUCAUAAGAUGCCAUUUGACUGUGUUGCAACUCCCUCCACAUGUACAUGUAGCGAAAGAUAUUUGGUUUUGGACGAUGCACGCGUGUUGAUGUGCAUCAAACGUGAGGGAUUUGAUUUCAAAUACUCUUCAUCUAUAUUCUGAGAACUGUGGCUGUCCUAAAUGAAUGUUCGUCUCUGCAUAUAUUUAAUGAUGAUUCACGACUUCAAUUAAAAACCCGCAACAUUCUUAAAUUUCAUUUUGUGUUUUGGAACAAAAUCUUCAUGUUGUCUGUCCUGGAAAUAAUUGUUUUAAUCCGUUUGAACGUGUAAACAAGGACUUUGUUUCUGUUUUGAAUGUCUGUGUACUUUAGUGAAACAGAUGUAGUGAAAUAAGAUAAAGCUGUCUUUAUGAUGAUGAUGAUGAUUUUGGGAUGUAUUUGGCAUCAGUGUGAAGAAGAUGAAUUGUAGAGUUGUUGAAAUAAAGUUUUACAAUUAAAUGAA
Betta splendens (Siamese fighting fish) is the source of this 1214-nucleotide messenger RNA. It is a transcript of the gene vma21, whose product is annotated as vacuolar ATPase assembly factor VMA21. The transcript has 3 exons. NCBI's taxonomy places the organism in Eukaryota, Metazoa, Chordata, Actinopteri, Anabantiformes, Osphronemidae. Gene Ontology annotation, cellular component: endoplasmic reticulum membrane. The coding region runs from base 129 to 440 and encodes 103 amino acids. The record is from RefSeq and is a predicted model, not a curated record. Gene Ontology annotation, biological process: vacuolar proton-transporting V-type ATPase complex assembly.